AUUUGUAAAUUAUGAUUCACUUAUUCACUACCUCUGUCCUAAGCUGUUCCUAUAUUAGUAUAUUUUGUCCACCGUGUAUAUGGCAGAUGCAAUGGGAAGUAGAUCACGGGGGGGGGGUAGCGCUACUGGUGGGAGAACUUUCUAAGCUCACAGUCGAGCUGCGCGAAAUGGUACUACCAUCUCGUGAAAAAUACUAUACAUAUAUUAUUAAUUAUUCGUUCUACGAGAGACCAUGCUUGCCAUACGACGAGUUUUCGUUCGUUCUGCGCAUCUCAACAUCUGUGCAAGCGCAUUGUAGCAACGCGUAGCAUAAUCUAGUGGUCUUAUAUGCAUUUAACAUACUCUUCGAACCUUCGAUAUUAUCACUUGCUUCUUCCUUUAUUCAUAUAUUUUUGUCUACCGUGUAUAUGACCGCGAAGUUAAAAGUAAGACUAGAGGGCCUCCCAGAGCUGCGCAAACCAGUUGUACGAUGGCUAUGGGAAAACGAAGAGGUAUACAUACAGCAUCCGGUAACUCCGCGAUGUUUGGCUCAUCAACGAAUAAUUUACGGUCGAGUCGUUUGAACUUCCGUCCAAAUUCAACUCAGGAGGACAAGGGCGGAACUCGACCAACAGCUGCACCAAGCUCUAUAGGACUUAUACUUGUAACGAUGUUUUUACAUGUUUGUAAGAAAUCAUUAUUAUUCGAUACAAGAUUAAAGAUUGCUAUAUAUUGCGGUGCAAUCUUCGUGGUAUCACUGAUGGCGGACUUUAUCACAAUGCCGAGGACAUAUUUUUCACGUUCGGAUAAUAUAUUGAAUCAGUACUUUGUGAAGUGGGGAUGGGGAUGGUUGUUGACCGUAACUAUUCCAUGGGUCGCAUUAACUGCACACACGCUUGGCUGUGGUCGCAGAUCAAUUUUAUUGAAACAUCUUGCUAGAUUGGGUUUAGCCACGAUCGCGUGGAUGCUAUGGAUUAAAUUAUUUAAUUACAUCGAAACGAAUUACGGUCGUUGCCUUAGCACAAAAGACAUGCAAUUUCAAACGAAAGCGAAAUGUCUUCAAUCCGGUAAAUUUUGGAGUGGCUUCGAUAUAUCCGGACACACGUUUAUUCUAAUAUAUUCUAGUUUAAUCCUGGCGGAAGAAGGUUCUUCGUUGGUCGGGUGGGAAGGUAUCAAAGAUUUAGUUAUGCGCGAGGAACACUCGCGGACCACCCCUAACGAACCUAGUACCGGACCGCUUCGAAAUCUUUCCAAUUCUGAUUUAGAAUUUUUAAAGAAAGCACACAAAGCGCUCACACCAUAUCUAAGAGGUCUUUUCGUUGUAAUGACUCUGCAGCAGUUACUUUGGGAUAUUAUGUUAAUAUCUACGAUGCUCUAUUACCACAUUAUGAUUGAAAAAUUUCUCGGGGGUGUAGCUGCUAUUAUAACGUGGUACGUUACUUAUCAAUGGUGGUACAAGUCGGGAAAAAGUUCGCUGCCCUCACCUGGGGAUGGUUUAUUUAAAUACAAUGAGGUAAAAAUUCAUGACACUGGUUCGGUUAAGUCCAAACGUAGUACGCUUAAUGGUACCAAUAGAUUCAUGGGGCUUCCGAUUCGGACCAGUCAGGAUUACAUGGAUAUCAAUAGACAAUUAGAUCCCGAUUUAACUAGUUCAAGAAUAUAAAAAUUACUUAAUAUUUUCUAACUUUUAGUUUUUAUUUAUUUAUUUAAUUAUUUAAAAUCGUAUGCAUCCCUAAGGGUUACCUUUUAGUUUUAUUUUGGUUGAAUUAUUGGUUAUUUUUAAAUAAAAAGGGAUAUUUAAUUGUAUGUAUGUACAAUAGGUAUAUUAACCGUUUGAGUCCCAGGGGUCAUUGAAAAAACACUGUCGAAAAGUACCGAACAGUGCAAUAGCGGUGCUAUAAACCCAAUACUGGGUUUUUUCGACAUAAAAUCUUAAGUGCGAUCGCGCUGCUUGAAACUCAAACGGUUAAAUGUAACCGUAUUCUGAAACGCUUACAGUUGUUUACGACAUUCUUCAUCAUAUUCACAGACUUAAUUUAUGCAAAUUUUUUAAAAUUAUAAAGUCUAAAAUAUUUUAAUUUGUCGAGUAGCUUUGUGAAGUAAUUGCUUAUAUUUCUGAACGAAUUACACGUAUUUAUUUGAGUACUAUUUUCUUAUAAAAAAGAAAAAAUGAAAAAAAAGGAAAAGAAAUUGAGUAUCGCGAUCUACCGCACCCCAAUGUGUACAUAAUGUAAUUAAAUGACAUAUGUAUUUUUGUAUCUCUUUAUGGAUUGUUAAAUCAAUAACUAUCUAGUAUAGUAGUUGUUACUGAUAUACCUUUUGUGACGUUGUUUUAUAAUUUAUAUUUAAUAAACUUUAUCGUUAACAAAGUGUUUGUCCACUAUACUUCUGUGUCGCUACGUACGUUCAGCAAAUUUAUUUAUUUAUUUACCUAUAGUAAAUGUAUUUAUUAUGUAAGCUACUAUCAGAAUGAUUGUGCACAAAACUGUAUAGGAAUUAUCUGUUUGAUGUUCUAAUAUGAAAAAUUUGUAGUUUUA
Molecule: messenger RNA, 2516 nt
Organism: Osmia lignaria (orchard mason bee)
Lineage: Eukaryota; Metazoa; Arthropoda; Insecta; Hymenoptera; Megachilidae
Gene: Fitm
Product: acyl-coenzyme A diphosphatase Fitm
Biological process (GO): lipid storage; phospholipid biosynthetic process; lipid droplet organization
Cellular component (GO): endoplasmic reticulum membrane
Molecular function (GO): coenzyme A diphosphatase activity
Source: RefSeq, a predicted model, not a curated record